AUGGCCUUGCUCGAUGGUGUUCUCAUUCUACGUGUGAUUAUACAGAAACGUCGAUUACAACAAACACCAGGAUGGAGAAAAUAUCGAAAACUAAUCAUACAGUACAUUCUUGUUAAUGGUACUUAUCUAAUCUUUAAUAUGCCUUCAACUCUAGUUCAUCUUGUACAGCAAUUCGGGAUGAACAAAUGGGGUAACGAUAUCGUCAGUGCAUACUUUAAUCCAAUGACAGAUAUUCCAUCAAUGAUUGUAACCUAUGCCGUUCUUGUAACAAUGCCGAAUCUAAAACAAAAACUUCGAGCAUUGGUUAUCUGCAAAAGAAAUCGAAAAAACGUCGUUACAGCCAUUGCAAGAACUUGA
This is a messenger RNA of Adineta steineri, 357 nucleotides long. The record is from the annotation of a GenBank genome assembly. Lineage: Eukaryota; Metazoa; Rotifera; Eurotatoria; Adinetida; Adinetidae.